UACCGACAGAAAAAAACAAAAACCCGGAGACGUUCAAUUAAAUUUCUCCCACUUUUCCUGAGAGAGUUUUCACCGGGACCCCCCGUCCUCCCUCCAUCAUGGUUCUGUCUUCGGGAAACAAGCUGCGGCUCUUCCAGCUGCAGUUCUCCGACCCGGGCCGCUCCUUCUACUGCAGCGGAGACAAGCUGUCCGGCUCCGUGGUGCUGGAGGCGGCGCAGCCCUGCCGGCUGGCCGGCCUCACCGUAACCGCCGCCGGCUGCGCCGUGGUGGAGCCCCGCGGGGGCUCGAGCCGCAAGAGCCGCCGCCAGCAGGUGGAGUACCUGAAGUACGAGGAGGAGGUGCGGCUGGAGGAGGAGCUGAGCCAAGACUCUGACGGCUCCUUCUUGCUUCCUGCUGACAAAACCUUCCACUUCCUGUUCGGAUUCGAGCUGCCACCUCCAGGUCGCCUGGUGUCGUCUUACAAAGGAAAGUUCGGUUCGGUGCGUUACUACGUGCGGGCUGAGCUUCUGCGGCCUUCCCAGCAUCCUUUGCAUUGUGAGCGGGAGUUUGAGGUGGAGGAGCCGCUGGACGUGAACAGACCCGACCUGCUGGCCCCGGCGGCGGCCUCCGUUCAGAAGAAGGUCACCUGCAUGUUCAUCCCUGACGGCCAGGUGUCCAUCAGCGCACAGAUCGAGAGGAAGGGCUUCUGCGAGGGCGAAGACAUCAGCAUCAACGCCAAAUUCGAGAAUACAUGUUCCCGUAUUGUGAUACCGAAGGCUGCCAUCAUUGCCCGCCACUCCUACGUGUCAGACGGCCGCACCAAGGUGUCGCGUCAAAAGCUGUCGGCCGUGAGAGGAAACCACAUCAUCUCUGGGAUGUGCGACAUGUGGCAGGGAAAGAUCAUCCGGGUGCCCAAGCUGCGGCCCACUCUGCUGGGCUGUGACAUUAUCAGAGUGGACUAUUCCCUCGCGAUCUACCUGCACAUCCCUGGCAGUGAAAAAGUGAUCCUGGAGCUUCCCUUCGUGAUCGGCACCGUGCCGUACGGCGGCGUGGGCAGCAGGACCAACAGCAUGAGCAGCCAGGCGGGGUCCUCCAGCAGCUGGGCCUCCUUCCCCUCAGCCCCACCCAGCUACAGCAACAUCCACAGCGACCUGCGCAUAGACGGCCCAUGCACGCCACUGCUGUUUGAUUACGAUGGCGGUGAGGACGGCGAGGACGAGGAGGAAGGCGGCCUCUUCAUGAAAGCACCCCAAGGUUCCUACCCGCCUCCGCCCGCCUACAGCGAGCAGGUGAACCAGGGCUCCGCAGACCCUCCUCAGCUGGUUCAGGUCUUCUGAGGAUGCUGUCCAACCUCCAGGAACGGAACCUGAGCUCAGCAUGAAAAUGUCGACUCACCUGCUGGUGACCUGAAGUCGCCACUCAGAAAUGUUCAGUCAGUAACUCGGCAGAUUUCUGCCGGAGGCUCAGUGGUCUUCUGUCAGUAAAUCAUCGUUUUUCUGUCAGUUACUCAGUAGUUUUCUUCAAGUAAGGCAGAAGUUUUCUGUCAGUGACUCAGCAAUUAUUUUUUUUUGUGAGUGACUUGACAUACGUUGGCACUUUUUAGUUGUGUAGAUGACACUAUAAGAGUAAAAUAUUUUUUUAAUGUAUUUGUUGAUUAUUACGUGUUUUUUUUUACUGGAUAACAAGA
Molecule: messenger RNA, 1666 nt
Organism: Salarias fasciatus (jewelled blenny)
Lineage: Eukaryota; Metazoa; Chordata; Actinopteri; Blenniiformes; Blenniidae
Product: thioredoxin-interacting protein-like
Exons: 7
Coding region: 99-1316 (405 amino acids)
Biological process (GO): protein transport
Cellular component (GO): cytoplasm
Molecular function (GO): ubiquitin protein ligase binding
Source: RefSeq, a predicted model, not a curated record